GUUAAAUGCACAAACAUGCACACGCAUUGUUUGGACCUGACGCUGCUCUCUGACAGGCGCUCAAGUCCCAGUUCUAUUGGGUCCAGCACUGAUGGGUGGACUGAAUAAAUAGCGAGUGAGCUGCGGCUGGGGAUGAGAUGAGUGGAGGAGCGGCAGACGAAGAGGGAAGCACAAAUCAUAGUGUCUGUGCGUCACUCGUGGCAACCGUGCGUUGUAGUGGUAACAGAGCUCUGAGACGCAGCUUCUGAACUCUUUUCAGCCAUAGGUUGUGGCCCCGCUUGUCCCUUUUUUGCCACUUUUGUUGAUGAUCAUUGUUAGCGUUCCCUGACUGCGCUGUGAGCCACGUUUAUCGGUGUAGUUGUGCCCCUCUGCUGCAAAGGGGUCGCAUUCCUCCGUGUCUGCCGCUGCUACUCGAAUUUACUGAAAGAUCGAUCAAAAUGAUAAUAAUUAUUGCAGAGUUUUUCGUGGUCAUUUUGAAGGUGCUCUGGGCUUUUGUAAGUGCCGGGGCUAAAUGGAUCGUGCGCCCCAAGGAGAAGAGCGUGGCCGGACAGGUGUGCGUGAUCACCGGGGCUGGAAGCGGCCUCGGACGUCUCUUCGCUAAAGAGUUCGCCCGGAGACGAGCGAUACUGGUUUUAUGGGACAUAAACUGCCAAAGCAACGAGGAAACGGCGGAGAUGGUGCGGCAGAUAUACCGUGAACUUGACCCUCCCGUUACCAAAGACGGACCUGUUGGAGGAGUAGAGGAGGUCCCUCCUUUCCAGCCACAGGUCUACACUUAUGUGUGUGAUGUUGGAAAGCGGGAGUGUGUGUAUUCCACAGCUGAGAAGGUCCGGCGAGAGGUUGGAGAGGUGGACAUACUUAUCAACAAUGCCGGUGUGGUUUCUGGCCAUCACCUUCUAGAGUGCCCUGAUGAGCUGAUCGAACGCACCAUGGUGGUCAACUGCCAUGCACACUUCUGGACCACCAAGGCGUUUCUCCCCAAGAUGCUGGAGCUGAAUCAUGGCCACAUUGUGACAGUUGCCAGCUCCCUGGGUUUAUUCAGCACAGCUGGAGUGGAGGAUUACUGCGCCAGUAAGUUUGGUGCCAUCGGGUUCCACGAGUCACUGAGCCAUGAGCUAAAGGCCUUAGAGAAGGACGGCAUCAACAUGACUCUGGUGUGCCCUUACUUUGUUGACACGGGAAUGUUCAAAGGCUGCAGGAUAAGGAAGGAGAUUGAGCCUUUCCUGCCUCCCUUAAAGCCAGAGUUCUGUGUGAAACAGGCCAUGAGAGCCAUCCUCACUGACCAGCCCAUGAUCUGUACGCCUCGCAUUGUUUAUAUGGUCAGCUUAAUGAAAAGCAUCCUCCCCUUCGAGGCCAUUGUGUGCAUGUACCGGUUCCUAGGUGCCGAUAAGUGCAUGUACCCCUUCCUAGCUCAAAGAAAGGAGGCCAUGAACAACAAUGAGGCAAAAAAUGGGAUCUAGGGGGCACUGUUUGCAACACAAUCGGGCAUAUAUAAACCUGCAAGCAUGAGGAAACAACCACUGAAGAUGAGAAUGGAGAAAAGACUGAAUCUAGGCCAGUGCACUUGCAUUGAGCAAAUGCAAAGGUUUACCAUAUUGUUCCUCUGGAACAAAGAAAGCUGUGUACUACAGAAAGGAUUUAUUUGACUUUGUUUUGUCUUUUUUUUUUAAGUUUGUUUAAAAAAAAUCUAUAUACUGUCACUAGUUUUAAAAUCAUACAGAAAAGGUAUCCAGUAAUUAACUAUUUACAUAAUGUAGUCACCAGCCUUAUCUAGUGUCAAUGUGCAACUAUACAGUAUGUUACUGUACAAACAGUACAACCGUUUUUUCACUUUUAUUUCUUGUAGACAUGCACUGUAAUUUCUGAUUUCUCUACAAUGCCAGCAUUCUCUGUGUAGGAAGGUUCAACACAACGUUUUCACGAUGGCCAACAUCUCCCCACACAGAGGCUCAUCUUCAGUCAGGAAAUUGGUUUUCAGCCCAAUACAGCUCUGAUUUUACUGUACCUUGUGCCAUUUUAUAAUAAAGUAAGAAAAAUAUUUCACAUUAAUUAAACUUUACCAUAUCCUAUAUUUGUUAAAUACUUAAGUUACAGACAUGUAGCGUAUAUGUUAAUAAUGAAGUCUACGCAUUCCAGGUGGGAUAUUUAAUGGCCUGAUUGUGGCCGACUUAACUUUCCAGUUUUCAGUUUUUAAUGGGAUUCCACGCUGUCGCUUGUGGAGAGGUGCUGUCAAAGCCUCCUGUGACCCAG
Molecule: messenger RNA, 2250 nt
Organism: Monopterus albus (swamp eel)
Lineage: Eukaryota; Metazoa; Chordata; Actinopteri; Synbranchiformes; Synbranchidae
Gene: rdh10a
Product: retinol dehydrogenase 10a
Exons: 6
Coding region: 438-1460 (340 amino acids)
Cellular component (GO): lipid droplet
Molecular function (GO): oxidoreductase activity, acting on the CH-OH group of donors, NAD or NADP as acceptor
Source: RefSeq, a predicted model, not a curated record